Molecule: messenger RNA, 897 nt
Organism: Spinacia oleracea (spinach)
Lineage: Eukaryota; Viridiplantae; Streptophyta; Magnoliopsida; Caryophyllales; Amaranthaceae
Exons: 2
Coding region: 1-897 (298 amino acids)
Source: RefSeq, a predicted model, not a curated record
AUGUGGAGAGAGAUUACUACCUUCAGUAGUACUGUUACUUGUCCUUGGCUAGUCAUGGGAGAUUUCAAUGCAGUUUUAUUAGCUGCUGAUAGGGUAAAUGGAAAUGCAGUUACUGAGGGAGAAACUAAAGACUUUGAUAGCUGUAUGGAUGCUGCAGGGUUGGCUGAGCUUAAAAGUUGUGGGAGUUACUACUCUUGGAGCAAUAAGGGACAAGGUAAUUUGAGAAUUUGUUCCAGAAUAGAUAGAGCUAUUGCCAAUGCAUUGUGGCAUGCUACAUUUGUUGAUGAUGUGGUGGAUUACUUGCCUCCAGGAAUCUCUGAUCACUCCCCUCUAGUUAUGUCUUGUAAUAUUCACCUGGGAGGAGGGAGUAGACCCUUUAAAUUUUUUAACUAUAUGGCAGACCAUGCUCAAUUUCUUGAUGUGGUUAAAAAGGGAUGGGAUGUGUCCUGUCCAAGGAGUGGUUCCAUGUUGAAGGUAUGGACUAAGCUUAAAGCAGUAAAGCAAGGAUUGAAGGAGCUUCAUCACAAAGAUUUUGCUAAGCUUGAUGAGAGAAUUGAGGGGUUAAGGGCUGAUUUGGGUCAAAUUCAGACUCAGUUAGCAGCUUGCCCUACUGAUAGUAAUGUGCAACAAAGUGAGAGGGAGUGUAGUGAGACUCUUAAGAAGUUAUUGCAUAUUCAGGAAAGUGCAUAUAGACAUAAAGCAAGAAUUCAGUGGCUGCAAGUAGGAGAUUCUAAUUCUAAAUUCUUUUUUAGUGCAAUGAAGGAGAGGAUAGCUAGGAAUAGCAUUGAUAUCUUGUAUGAUUAUUCUGGAAAGAAGCUAAGCACUACUCAGGAAAAUCAGGAGGAAGUUAGCUCCUUCUAUAAGCAAUUGAUUGAUACUUCUUAUUCGCUCACUUGA